UGAAUAGUGAAAUUGGAACAUAAAACGACCAUUUAUAAUUGUACGGCUAAUUUUAGACUGUAGUGAUUGGAGAUGAUGGGCAUUUGAUUGCUUGGUUGAGCCCCACAGUUCAUAACUGUACGCUCAGAAAGUUUUUCAAGACAGUCAUUUAUCCAAGAAAUAUCCAAGAUAACGCACAAGUAUUCAAAUAUUGAAAUUGCAAGGGCGACUACUUUGCGCAGUCGCACUACAACGCCAUAUUGGCCCAAAGCGAUGCAGGCUGCACAAGCGCCCAUUCUUCUUGGUAACAUCAGACAAGGGACGAAGUGGUAACGCUGCAUUGCCUACUGAUCGCUAAAGGAUUUUUCUAUUGCCCAAAUGUAGCGAGAAACAAUAAAACGAAGACAAUUUUAUAUUUUAAGGUUUACAAAAUUGGAAAUAUAUUUUCAGUAAUUGGUGAACCAUGUCCACAUGGAUUUCUACUACGGGCCUGCCAAACUUCAGUCUUCCAUCCCGGACCACGCCGAUACCACCGGCUAUCACGCCAGGACCGUCAACAAACCUUACGCGACGUCCGCCAGCUCAGCAAUCUUCCAGUCAAAUCGCUAACGACGAAUUUUCUCUGAUAUCUUCCGCCGAGAGUGUGCAAGACACCGUGAGAUCUACGGUAAGCCGGUGGCUGGACACGACCGGACUAGGCCAAGAUGCAGAAACGUCUUCCGGCAAUGCAACCGGCUACACUAGACGGACCAAUCCGAGCGUAAUGAACGCCCUGCUCAAUGCAAAUUCUAAUGUUCCUCCGCCACCAUAUCCAAGGGAUUCUGGGUCAUUUUCCGGUGGCCGAUUGUUGCAACAAAGACAAAUAAAUCCAAGUCUCUUCAACCAGAGUAACUAUACAAACGAAAGUAGGCCUCUUUUUGCAAGCGAGCAGGAAAGUAUUAAUCAUGGCGCAUGGUGGACCAAUACGAGCGCAACACAGGAUGCUACUUUUGCUGAGUUGGCUCCAGUAACUGGCUGGCAAAGUUUUUCAAGUUACCAAGCGCCUCGUGGAAGAUUCCAUCAAACGAGUUGGCAGACUCCUCUUCAGCAUCAACCUGCUUGGCAGGCGCAGCCGCAAUGGUCGGCAGCUCAAUUGGCUCAGCAGUGUCAGAUGUUUCAGCAGAUAAGCCACACAUAUAUAACGUAUCUUCAACAACAGCAAUUAGUGCAACAUCAUAUGCAGCAUCAUCAAAUAGGUGCAUCCAGUUUUCCCUCGUCGCCAACAUCUUCACAGCCAGCUGGGGGCAGUUAUCUAACAUACAUGCAGCAGCAGCAAACGCAGCAGAUUCAAAUACAACAGCAAGUUCAACAGGGCCCGGUAACUUUCUCACCGUCCUCCACGUCAGUUUCACAUACUAACAGCGUGUUUCAACCAACAACACAGCAUCCGGAGCAGGUCCAAUUUACGCAGCAGAACUCAGGGGCGUCGUUCAGUUUCGAUUGGAAUCAGAGCCAAUCUCAGUCUAGGGACAGCCUCGAACAUCAUGCUGAUUUAGCCCCCUCCAUGGAUCGUUUAAGCAAGGCAGCAAGGGUCAGAGGGCAAACACCGUCUGACCAUCGUGAGAUAGAUACGGCAGUUCCUGCGCCAAGUGAAUUUAUAUUAACCUUACCUCCUCCCAAGCUUGAAACUCAGGAUGUAGGUACUGACAACAGGUACACAACUUUCAAAUCCGAUGCAACAAACUGUACCGAUAUGGGCUUGGGGGAUUUACUCCAACAUUCUACACCGUCUGCAGGUGGUACAAGUGUUAGGAAUCAGACUCCUCCUCCUACAGUCGAUGAAUUGACACCUACAUUGGAUAUUAGAAAAAAGGAAAUACUGGUAUCGCCGGGUGAGCCCCAACAUCAAAAUUCCUUUUUUAAUAGCUCCAACAACGUACAACAUGGCAGCAGUCAGAACAAAUUGAACACUUUUUCCAGCAGCACAAACAGAUCUUGGCAAAACGAGUCACAGCAACUCCGGCUCUCUUCUUUUUCGAGUCUAAACAAAAUUAAGCUAGAAAACCCACAUCAUUUGCAGUUUUCACAAUUGGAUAGCAGUCAAAUAAAGCAAGAAAGUUCACACCACUUGCAUCUGUCACCUUAUCAAAACAGCAGUAGGAAUGCUCAACAGUUGCGCAAAUUUCAAGGAUAUCAACAAGAUCUACCGUAUCAAAGCGGCCAAAAUUCGUAUUUCAUCAGGAACGCUCACAAGCGGCCCGCCCUGUUGCCCAAUCCUCCAGUCGAGCAGAGGGUCGAUUUCGUCUCCCUUGAAAACGCCAACCUAAGCGUGCCGCCACCCCAGCUUUUGAUCCCUCUACCAGGGAUGCAGUAUCCUGCGGUGCCGACGAGAGGGCGGACGCCCGCGAAAAGGGGACGCGGCAGCAGGGGUGGCCGCGGAAGAAAUACAUCCAGAGUCGUCGACACCAUCGUUAUCGAUAGUGACGACGACAAAAGCCCACCGAAAAAAGGAAAAGGGUCGAGAGGAAGAUACUCCAAAAGACAAAUCCGAGACUCCCAGUCCAAUUUAAGGGGACACAACUAUGUAUAUUACACUGAUAAGAAUUUCACCCGGCCUAAUCCACCCAGUUAUCAGGAGGCAACUCGGCGAAGCUCUGCUUACAUGCAAAAUGAAACACCAGAUUACCUUAAACUUUUAUCAGCAGCUCCUCCCGAAGAAAGCAUGGCUGCAAGAAGUGGUACAAACACGGCUGAUUUCUUUAAAUUUGGAAGACUAGGAUCAAGUUUGGAUUAUAAGGACUCCAAGCCAAGCAGAGGGCGGCUGAACAGGACAAGAGGUGCGUUUCGUCUACAAAUGGAAGCAAGAUCAAAUAUAAAUAUAGAACCGCAGUUUUCCGGGUCAACAAUAACUCCGGGGAUUCCAACUUUUAGCUCAAACUUAAUUGAAAUUCCUACACAACACUCGGAGUCGAGUUCGAGUUCUAACGUCCCAAGCGGCCGAAGAGGAUCUUGUGAAAAACUAUUGAAUAUGGAUAAAAUCAAACAUGAGGAACUGCUACCUUCAGACAAAAUAAAACAAGAAAAGAUGUUGUCAAUUAAAGAAAUUAAGAAAGAAAAUGUUCUGUCAGCGGACAAGAAGCUAGAGAAAUUAUUGGAUACGUUCUUUAUAAAAAGAGAAGUCACUUCACCUACGGAGAUGAACCUAGUAGAACAGAUAAAUACCGACUUACCCGAAUUAAGAGAAAUGACCGACUUGCACACCCUUGAUUUAAACACCCAGACUUCUCGUAAACAAAUUGACCAUGGAUGCUCGUCUUCAAGUUUAAGAUUUCUACCUAUUAAAAUAAAAGUGGAGCCUCAAAGCGACUUUGACUCCGCUCUCAACCAGUGGUUCAUCGACAACCAAGUGGCCAGUCCAAAACAACCAGAAAGUGAACGGGAAGACCAGGACAAAACGCCAAAAUGGGACAUCGACUGAAAUCGUGAUGAAGGUUUCGGUUGCAUCACUAAAUCGUAAAGUUCCUAAGAUUUGUUGUCGCAUUAUUAUUAUUAUUGCUACAGUUGUAAAAGGUAUACUAUAAGAUCUAAACAAGAAGGGCGAUUACAUAAACCAGUUUGCUUGUAUGCUUUGAGUUAAUUUUUAUAUAUUUAUAAGUAAAUAUUACAUAAAGGUAUAGUUUUGUACCUUUCAAUUUGGUUUAAUUAAAUAUUACAUACUUAUAGUUUUUGUGAUGUUAUAUUUAUAUUUUAUACAAUAGCUUUUGAUAUGAUGGUGACCAUUUAUAUACUACCAUACAUAGCAUUUUAUAAUAUUUUAUUGUCAAUUAUAUAUUAUUUCCUAUUAU
Messenger RNA from Cimex lectularius (bed bug), 3803 nucleotides. RefSeq lists its product as uncharacterized. The record is from RefSeq and is a predicted model, not a curated record. NCBI's taxonomy places the organism in Eukaryota, Metazoa, Arthropoda, Insecta, Hemiptera, Cimicidae. The coding region runs from base 443 to 3436 and encodes 997 amino acids. The transcript is spliced from 51 exons.